ACUCACCUCGUUUAGAUGUAUUUUUCUACUGGUUUGUUUAUGACGCGGCUCGCUGACUCCGUUAGGCUGACAGCUGACCAAGUGUUUGUCGUUGUAAAGACGCGCUUUUUGGUGUCUGCUUUCAUGGAAGAUACUUUUCUGUGAGCCAGAUAUCUUUAAAAGAGCGCAGAAAGCUAGUUAGCAGCAGUGAGUGUUGGCCAGUCAUACGACCAGAUAACGUUUGUUAGCCUAGCAGUAGGUUUAGCUUACUGUAACGUUAUGGCGUGACAGGAAAAAUGGUUGUUUGACGACGCCUGGGCCAAGCCUUUUUUUGAUUAUAACACUAAUAUCGAAAAGGCAGGAAAUAGAGAGACGGACGCAUGUGUCUAACACCUAACUCAUUCGCGGGUUAGGCUUUUAGACAGCUGCCUGGCGUCUAACUUAGACUAGCUAGCGAGCUAAAUUAACGUUAGCAUGGCGUCAGAUACAAGUGACACCGAGGAAUUCUAUGAUGCUUCCGAGGACGUUAAUUUUUCUCCAUCUCCAAAAGUGUCACCCUCAAAGUCUCUCAUUCCUUCGCCUCAGCUUUCACAGAGAUCAGUAAAUGCUGCACAAGAUGUGAGCUGUGGAGUGGCCACAUCUGAGACUCAGCAAGAUGAUUCCCUACAGAUCAUUGAUAGCAUCAUUGAGGAGAGUCAAAAGGGAAAUGUUGGUGAGGUGGCUCAGCUGUUAGAUCAGCUUCAUGUUGAUGUAAGAGUGGAGCCGGAGCCAAAGGAAGAGAAUAAUGCUCAGGAAGUUCCCGUGGAGCUAGCAGCGCCAGCUGUUGAACCUCAGCUUGUUGAGAGGCCAGAGGAACAACCGGAAAGUGCAGCAGCAAACGGAGCAUGCUCUAUACCUGCCCCUGAACCCACCGAUGUCCCAGGGCUAUCAGUUGGAACACAAGAACGUGUUCAGCCCCCGGAUAUCACCAGCACCAUAAGACAGGGUCAGCCUGAUGGUGCACUUGUGGGUACAGAAGGGGAGCAGGAGCAGAGACCUGCAGACAUCUUAGACCAGGUCCCUUUUACAGAAAGGCCAACUGACUCAGACUCAUCUGGGCCUACCAAACCCCCACGGCAAUUCACAGUGGAACCAGACAUUGUAGCCAGCACCAAGAAGCCUCCUCCCUCACGACCGCCCCCUCCCAGCGGAGGUCCUCCACCAAGACCACCUCCACCGUCCUGGCAGAGUCUACCUUCCAAGAAGUCUCAGGAGUGUCUGAGGCCAAGUGGACUUGAAGUGUCUGCAGUCAGUGGUGAUGCUCUAGAGCCCUCAGGCCUCGUGUCUCCUAGCAGCACAGUGAGGAGUCUAACCAAAGAGCUGCAGCAUUCCUUGGAUCUGGCCAGUGCCACCAGUGGGGACAAGGUGGUGACAGCACAGGAGAAUGAGGACGAACAGGCCUCAUCUCAGAGUGGAGGACAAACUCCAGGCCCUCAGCGUCCACGCUCCAACUCUGGUAGAGAAUUGACAGAUGACGAAAUCCUGGCCAGUGUAAUGAUUAAGAAUCUGGACACUGGGGAAGAGAUCCCUCUAAUCCAGGCAGAAGAGAAACUUCCUGCCGGGAUUAACCCCCUCACUCUGCACAUCAUGAGGAGGACCAAGGAGUACAUCACGAAUGAUGCUGCACAGUCAGAUGAUGAUGACAAGUCUCAGACUCCGCUUGCAGACACAGAUGGAGGAAAACUGAAACAGAAAACAACGCAGUUUAAAAAAUUCCUGGGCAAGUCUGUGAAGAAGGCCAAACAUCUCGCUGAAGAAUAUGGAGAGAAGGCAGUCAACAAAGUGAAAAGUGUACGUGAUGAAGUUUUCCAUACAGAUCAGGAUGAUCCAUCAUCAAGUGAUGAUGAAGGGAUGCCUUACACCAGGCCUGCCAAGUUCAAGGCAGCACACAGCUUCAAGGGUCCCUUUGACUUUGAUCAGAUUAAGGUUGUGCAGGACCUGAGUGGAGAGCACAUGGGGGCCGUUUGGACGAUGAAGUUCUCUCACUGUGGGAGGCUGCUGGCAACCGCGGGUCAGGAUAAUGUGGUUCGCAUCUGGGUCUUGAAGACUGCCUUUGACUACUUCAAUAACAUGAGAUUAAAGUACAACACUGAAGGUCGAGUUUCGCCUUCUCCGUCUCAAGAAAGUUUAUGCUCCUCUAAAUCUGACACUGAUGCUGCGGCAAGUUGUGCUCCAGAGGACCCAGAUACAGAGGACAGGAAUGCCCCUUUCCGUCAAGUCCCCUUCUGCAAGUACAAAGGUCAUACAGCUGAUCUGUUGGACUUGUCCUGGUCAAAGAACUUUUUCCUGCUCUCCUCUUCCAUGGAUAAAACAGUCAGAUUAUGGCACAUAUCCAGGAGAGAGUGUCUCUGCUGCUUUCAGCACAUUGAUUUUGUCACGGCCAUCGCUUUCCAUCCCAGAGAUGACAGAUACUUUCUAAGCGGCUCUCUGGAUGGAAAGCUACGGCUCUGGAACAUUCCGGACAAGAAGGUGGCACUUUGGAACGAGGUGGAUGGCCAAACACGCCUCAUCACUGCUGCCAACUUCUGCCAAAAUGGGAAAUAUGCAGUAAUUGGCACCUAUGAUGGCCGAUGCAUCUUCUAUGACACAGAGCGUCUGAAAUACCACACCCAAAUACACGUGAGGUCCACCAGAGGCAGGAACAAAGUUGGACGAAAAAUCACUGGUAUUGAACCUUUACCUGGAGAGAAUAAGAUUUUGGUGACCUCAAAUGAUUCCCGCAUCCGCCUUUACGACCUGAGGGACUUGUCUCUAUCCAUGAAAUACAAGGGUUACGUCAACAGCAGCAGCCAGAUCAAGGCGAGCUUCAGCCAUGACUACUCCUUCAUAGUCAGUGGCUCGGAGGAUAAGUACGUGUACAUCUGGAGCACUUACCACGACUUGAGUAAAUUCACAUCUGUACGACGGGACCGCAAUGACUUCUGGGAAGGGAUUAAAGCACACAAUGCAGUGGUCACCUCAGCCAUUUUUGCGCCCCACCCAGGCCUCAUUGUUCCACAAGAGACAGGGGUAGAGAAACCAGAAGCAGAGUGCAAGAGCCUGGACUCCACAGACUCUGAAACAAUACCCUCAGGUGCCCUAAAGACAGAUCACACAGAGGUUCUACUCUCUGCUGACUUCACUGGAGCCAUCAAGGUUUUCAUCAACGUAAAAAAGUACUGAGCACCUCAGAGGUUGUCAUCUCAUCUCAUUCAGGCCUGUCUGUCGGACAUCAGUCCUAAAGAUGAAGGACAUUCAGUCAGGGGCCAUCUAAUCUCACCUGACUACCUAAUGGUUAUUGCUUUGAGACAAAGAGCUGUUUGCAGCUUUUUCGGGAGAACAGGGACCCUAAAAUGGAAGAUGAGGGAAUAGAUGGAAGACAUGGACUGUACAAAGCAGACAGGGUGCGAUUCCCUGUCAUAUUUCUAUUUUUUAUCUUUAAUACCAAGCGACUGUGAAUGGCUUGGCAUUCAUAGGAACCGGAAAUGCCGAGUGUAUGCGGACACUAAAACUGUUCGGAUUUGUGUAAAUUUACAGCUGUAUGGUCAAACCUCAUAUAGUUAGAAAGCUACUUGUAAUAGUAUGAGCACCUUACUAGUUUCUUUUGCUCCCACAUAUCAGAAGUUAAGUCCUCAGAAGUGCAAGACACUGUCCUAACUGUAAGUCACAAAUUUUAUUGUGUCUUGUGUGUUAAGAGAUGUAACCAUUUGUCUGGAAAACAAGGUGAUUUGAAAUGUCAUUUACCAAUUAUUUGUGCCUAUAAAAUCUAGAUUCAUUUUCUAAAUUCUUCAACUUCUCAAGAUUUCCUCUAAAAUAUGAAACAUUUCAGCUGAUGACAGCAAACUGACGGUACAGGAAAUCUGUAUAUGGUUACUAAUGAUUAGGGCUGGGUAUCUUAACUUUUCUUUCAGAUACAAUACUGACUCUUCAGUACUUUUGAUACAUUUCUCUGAUCAAUGAAAGCACAUUUCAUUCUAUAAAAGGACUGUAAAUUUACUGUGUAACAUUGCAUACUUACUGCUUUUGUAAACAGAACCAAAUGAUGCUAUAUUAAUUUCCUCAAUAAAAAUGAAUGCUUGUUUAUAA
This is a messenger RNA of Thunnus maccoyii (southern bluefin tuna), 4083 nucleotides long. RefSeq names its product WD repeat domain 44 (gene wdr44). Bases 454 to 3180 code for a protein of 908 amino acids. The transcript has 20 exons. NCBI's taxonomy places the organism in Eukaryota, Metazoa, Chordata, Actinopteri, Scombriformes, Scombridae. Gene Ontology annotation, molecular function: protein binding. The record is from RefSeq and is a predicted model, not a curated record.